AUGAUAUGCCUUUCAAUUCUAAGAAAAACUUUCAAAAUGAAUCUUGAAUUUGUAUGUUUGUUGUUGCUUCUUUCAUGGCUUAUGGUUUUAGAUCAUUCAACAGCAGCUACAUCUCUUGCAAAGCCUGGUUGUGAAGAGAGAUGUGGUAACCUUACAAUUCCAUAUCCAUUUGGAUUGAGUGCUAGUUGCUCCCUUAACUCGUGGUACUUGAUCAAGUGCGAUAAAAGUCAUGAUCCUCCUAAGCCUUUCUUGAAUUCAUUUCUGCAAGUUGAACUUCAAAGUGAGGUGAUAUCUGUGUCAAUUGAAAACCAAACUAUCAUUACCUCAGUUUCAAUAGUGAAUUUUUGCAACAAAUCGAGUGAAGGUAGUAAAAUCAUCACAACGGGGACAGAUUUGUCUGGAAGUCCUUUUUAUUACGCGAAGGAUAGGAAUAAGUUGAUGCUUGUUGGUUGUGGAAAUGGUCUUGUGACACAGAAACAAAAUGUUCUCUCGGGGUGUACAUCGAUCUGUAGUGAAGGGGCAACGUUGACAGGAUGUUAUGGCAUCAACUGUUGUCAAUCUCUUUUCCCUUUUGAUCUAAGUUCAUACAAAGCUAACUUCACUAACUCGGGGAUUCAGCAAGGUGCUUACCCGAGAUGUAGUGCAGUUUUCUUGGUAGACCAAACUUGGGUUCCAGAUGAAGUUGCACAGCCCUUUGUUUUUCUUGGUCAUGCUCCUGUUGUUUGGCUCUGGACUCUCCAAGCCAAAGAGUUAGAAGCCGGAUUGCUCUGCGACAAAUCUGAGGCUGCUGUUAAGUUGGAAGAUGGUACUUCUGUGGCAAAUUUGCAGUGUCGCUGUGGAAAUGGAACACAAGGAAAUCCAUACUUCUCUAACGGAUGCCAAGCCAUUCAACGAUGCACCAAUUGCACAGACAUGGUAAUCUAUAUGAAGCGAUCUCCCACAAUCGCUUUAUUCAGUGUAUCCAUAAGUAUCGGAGUAUUUCUACUACUGUCUUUGAGCUAUUUAUUGUACAAAACAGUCAAGAAGAGAAGGAACAAAAGACAAAGACAAAAGUUUUUUAAGCGAAAUGGCGGCCUCUUACUACAACAGCAGCUAUCAUCCAAUAAUGAAGGUACUAUUGACAAAGGAAAACUUUUCACUGCUAAAGAGCUGGAGAAGGCAACAGACCACUUCAAUGAAAAUCGCAUACUUGGUCGUGGAGGUCAAGGUACGGUAUAUAAGGGCAUGUUACCUGAUGGAAAGAUUGUAGCAGUGAAAAAGUCCAAGCUGGUAGACGAAAACCAGUUGGAUCAGUUUAUCAACGAGGUGGCUGUUCUUUCACAAAUCAAUCACAGGAAUGUGGUGAAGCUACUCGGCUGUUGUUUGGAAACAGAAGUUCCUCUACUUGUAUACGAAUUCAUAAUUAAUGGCACACUUUACAGCCUCAUACAUAAUGAGAACAAUGAGUUUCCCUUUACAUGGAGCACGCGUUUGAGAAUUGCCACAGAGGUAGCUGGAGCAUUGACUUAUCUACACUCAGCAACUUCUGUUCCAGUCUAUCAUAGGGACAUCAAAUCAAGCAAUAUACUUUUAGAUGAAAAAUACCGUGCCAAGGUAUCAGAUUUCGGCACUUCAAGGUCUAUUGCAAUUGAUCAAACUCACCUAACGACCGGAGUCCAAGGGACAUUUGGCUAUUUAGAUCCUGAGUACUUCCAAUCCAGCCAAUAUACUGAAAAAAGUGAUGUCUAUAGCUUCGGAGUUGUUCUUGCUGAACUCUUAACAGGAAAGAAAGCAAUUUCAACCACAACAAACCAAGACAGAAGUUUAGCAACAAACUUCCUUUUGGCAACAGAGAGAAAUCUCCUUGAUACGAUUAUCUAUACAAAAAUUUCACAGGAAGGUAGAAAGGAGGAUAUAAUGGCGGCUGCUAGUAUAGCGUAUCGUUGCAUGAACUUGAAUGGAAAGAACAGGCCAACUAUGAAGGAAGUAACCACAGCAUUGGAAGCCAUCAGAUCACAAAUGCCAGCUGCAGCAGUAACAAAUUUUCAACUGGAUAAGGGUGAUACAGCAGAAAGAACUGUGAUAUCAGAAGUUAACUACACAUGGACAAACACAAGUACCUCAUCUUCAGAUAUCCAUCCUUUGUUGUUUGAAACUAGUUAAUUAUUACUCCCUCUAUCGGAGAAAGAAUGUGUGUGUCUGUUUGUUCAACUUUACAUUAGUUUAAAUGUCUACUUCUACACACCUAUAGUUUGGAGAGCAUAGAUGCUAGUUGAAGCCAAGUUAAAGGGCACAUAAAUAUUAUGCCUACAAUAAGUGGCCGAAAAUACCUCUAGCACCGAAAUAACAAACAAUUUUCAUUUGACA
Messenger RNA from Solanum verrucosum, 2346 nucleotides. RefSeq names its product wall-associated receptor kinase-like 1. The record is from RefSeq and is a predicted model, not a curated record. Lineage: Eukaryota; Viridiplantae; Streptophyta; Magnoliopsida; Solanales; Solanaceae. The coding region runs from base 1 to 2142 and encodes 713 amino acids. Gene Ontology annotation, cellular component: plasma membrane. The transcript is spliced from 4 exons. Gene Ontology annotation, biological process: cell surface receptor signaling pathway; protein phosphorylation. Gene Ontology annotation, molecular function: protein serine/threonine kinase activity; polysaccharide binding; ATP binding.